Molecule: messenger RNA, 2307 nt
Organism: Panicum virgatum (switchgrass)
Lineage: Eukaryota; Viridiplantae; Streptophyta; Magnoliopsida; Poales; Poaceae
Exons: 2
Coding region: 361-1395 (344 amino acids)
Source: RefSeq, a predicted model, not a curated record
CAUCAAUCGCCAAAACAAUAUAUUGAAAUAUGGCAUGAGAGGCCAUUUUCGCUAUAGGCAUCAAGUUGAUUAUUCUAAGACUAGGACUUUUCCAAUUUCCUUGUUGAUUAUUCACCAAUGAUAUUCAGACACGUAACAAAGACCAGCUCACCAUUGUUGACUUAGGUCACAUCCGCCUUGUAAAAACGUUCCCAUGUGGAGACCAACAAGUCGCCCACGCCCCUCACCAUUGGACUUGUCUAAAUGUUUUCCUAUCAGUAUGAUUCUACCCUCAAUAUAUCUCAAUAUUCAGGAAUGCCUGUCCACCACAUCCAUGUGAUUCAAUCAAAGGGAAGGGGCACAACAGAUGAUUGAAUCCUAAUGGCAGAGAUUGUCACUUCUGCUGUUGUUCAAGAGACAGUUAGCCAAGUUCUAUCUGGUCUGGUUCAAAAAUAUGAGGAGAAAGAGGAAUCAAAUGUGAUCAGAAACUUGGAGAGGCUAGAGAUGGCACACAUCAGGCUGGAGGCUGCUCUUGAGACAUCAGAAAAGUGGCAAAUCACUGAUGCCUCCAUGUUGCGUUGGCAUAGGAAGCUCAAGCUUGUUGCUCAAGAAUGCGAUGAAAUGCUGCACAAAUGCAAGCUUCGUAUUCUAGAAGAUGAACAGAUGGAACAAGAGGUAAGGAGUUCCUCUGUUGCUAAACGGGUUGUGCAUGCUACCAAGUCAUUUGUUUGCUCCUUACUUAACUGCAAUAGUAACGAAUUGAGCAGAUCCAUUACUCAAAGGUUUGAGUGGUAUGCUGAUGGGGCUAGUCAGUUCCUGAGAUUCAUACAGUUUGGUAGCACGCCAAGGUGUCACAUGACCUUUCACUCCCUUGUCGAGAACCUUUUUGCAGGCAAGGAACUACAUCAUAAAAUAGUUAGGGGAAUCGAGUACCCUUCAUUUCAAUUUUCAUUGGUGCCUAUCAUCAGUCAAGUACAUGGAAUAGAGGCUAUCCUGGUACUUAUCCAGAAUGAUGGUACAGCAGAGGGUAAUAUCUACUUUAGAAUAACAGUACAACUUUCAGAGUGUACAGACAUAGUUGGGAUCGCAAUUCGGUGCUUGCAGUUGUUGGCCCCUCAUCUCAAAUGUACAGUUGAAAAUUUUAGGAACGAACUUAUUCAACUACUUACUCAAGAUCUGUCAUGGAUGCCAUUUGUUUAUUCCUACCAGAAAGAACAACUCCAUUUUCUAAUACUUGGGUCUCAAUGGCUUCGCCCGAACCCAUUACGUUGCAAACAGAAUGUUCGGCAUAUUAGCAGCUUACAGAUGGCAGGACCAUUAGAGUUUUUUCUGGAACCAGUACUUGAAGUGAAUUUGCACUGUCAUGUCUCAUUGUCUGUAUCCAACAAAAAAAGACCUUGCUAUCUCAAAACAUGAUUUCUCUGCAGGAUUCUCCAUAUCUAAAAGCCGGGAUUCACUUUGCACCCCACCGCUCUCCGAAAGACAUGCUGCCUGCAAAUAGAAGUUCUGAAAUAGUAAUGAUAGUCGGCGAGGAUCAACAUUGUUUGAGUGUAGAUGUUACCUUGGAACAACUAGAAGAGAUCAUGAUUCCAAAGGCAAUAGAUUACUUCUACCGGAAUACUAAAGCAACAAUUUACAAAAUGAUUUGGAAGACUAAACAUAGCUCUGCACUUAUUCAGGUUGAGAAGGCAAGCAUGAGCACACAGAAAUGUUUUGGGGGGCCUAGGAAAAGAAAGCUGUUGCAAGGACAGGAAGAGGAGCUUAUAAGUGAAAAAUGUAUGAUUGCUCACUUGUUCGACUCAUGGCUUGCACAUGUGCCCGUUCAACUAAUAAGUGCGUUCAAGGACUGGUUGCAGAAGAAAAGGAAAGUUAGUAGCACUGCAGCAAUACCUGAAAUUCUAAAUCAUGUAACAUAGAUCUAUAAAGGAAACAAUGAAGGAAUAGAAGAAAAUAUUGGAGUUACUAAUUCAUAAUUGAGGACAAUCUACCAAGGCAUCAUAGUAUAGACACUAUCAGAAUUCAGAGCAUGAAUAUGGUCAAACUGUUGAAAUACAGGGGUAAUCGAAGCAAAGUUAACAGCAUCAAGGUUGUAGAGUUACAUGUCCAAUAUUUGUGUCAUGUUGGUCAUAAUUAAGAAGUAUGUUGUACAUUAAUUAAGAAUACUAGUGUGACACCCACUCUUUGGAGGAUUUUCAAUGUGUGGUUGAUAUGUUGAUCUUUGUCUUCCAAUAGCUGAUUAUAUGAAUGGGUAUUACUACAUGGUUUUCGAUAUACCUUAAAUGCAAAAUGUACUUACUUGUUUGCGGAAGUUGGGGCAUGGGAUUAAAA